Molecule: messenger RNA, 1579 nt
Organism: Drosophila willistoni
Lineage: Eukaryota; Metazoa; Arthropoda; Insecta; Diptera; Drosophilidae
Product: E3 SUMO-protein ligase PIAS2-like
Exons: 2
Coding region: 148-1566 (472 amino acids)
Biological process (GO): regulation of transcription by RNA polymerase II; protein sumoylation
Molecular function (GO): zinc ion binding; transcription coregulator activity; SUMO ligase activity
Source: RefSeq, a predicted model, not a curated record
UACCAUAUCAGAGUCAUAAGUGUAUCAGUUACGGGCUUGUAAAUUUCAUUUCGUCUGACAAAAAUAAUUUUUCUUCUAUUUUUCUUGCGUUGGUUUUUCGAUUUUUCAUUAUUUCUUUUUUUGUUCCCGUUUGGUUUCAAAGUAAAAAUGUCGCAUAAUUCGGAAAACGAUUCGCCAGUUUUCAGCGAUGAUGGUGACAAUUCAUCUGUAUCAUCUGUAUCAACUAUGACGAUAAGCAGCGAGGACAGUGAUGUGGAUAUGGACACGAAGUCAGCCGGACCAUCUUCGUCAACUGAAAGCGCUGAGGAGGAGAGUUUCGGCGAUGACGAAGUGGAGGUGGACAUCGAUUUCGCCGAAUACGAGGAGACGGAUGAGGACGACGGGGUUCCCGGCGGUUCAAUCGUCGAGCCGUGUUUCAGGAAGUUAUCCAGGUUUUGGAAUCGUUUGCCCCUUGGCUUGAAUAUCAGUUUUGAUAGUUCUGAGCUCGGCGAUGCUACCUAUAUGCAAUUCCGUGAGCCACCAUUUGUUCGUGUUGUGGCGGAGCUUGUGCGUCCCACACGUAUGAUUAAGCCACAAUCAACACAGGGAUUGCAUCAUUUUAGCUUCAUUUUUGAACUAACUCCAAUUCAAGCGCUAGAAUUGGCCGCCAAUCGUGUUGGAGUUGUAUUUCGUUUCGGCGAAUUGAAACGUCAUCAACCGCAGGUGGAUAAACUUCCAGAUCCGAUUAAUAUUAGUAUUUGUGUGAACAAUGAAGCAUUGCCUAGCGGUGUGAUCCAGGGACCAAUAAAUAUAACCAGGCAAGUGUUGUUGUCUCGCAACAUGACAUCAGUGGUCCAUUUGAAUUGGCUGCCCGAUUUCAAGGUGCAGUCCUGCUUCAGUGUCGAGUUAAUCCGUCGCCUGACUGUCGCAGAUAUGCUGAAGCGCAUUCAAAUGCAAGUGCGCCCGAAGCAGGUUACCAAUAGCUUGAUCCAGACGGUGCUUGGCUUAACACGCAAGCCAUGGGAGAAUCAUUCCUUUCGCAGCAUCAAUUUGAUACUCGUUUGUCCCAUGACCUUGACGCGCAUGCAGUAUCCUUGCCGUCCAACCACUUGCGGGCAUUUGAAUUGUUUUGACGCUUUGGAAUUUCUCAAUCGCGCCAAUGAGACUGGCGAAUGGCAGUGUCCAGUGUGCAACAAGCACGUGCUGUGGGAGAACAUGGAGAUUGAUGAGUAUUUCGUCGAUCUAAUAAUCUCUUACCCCAUGGAUAUCGUCCAUUUCGAGACACCCGUACCGGGCAUUAUGUCGCCUGAAUCAAAUACUUUUAGCGAUGACGAAAAUGACUUCGACAAUUUUGGACGUAUGCUUGAAUUCGAACCUAUGAAUGAUUUUGAUGAUGAGUCAGAGCCAGAGCCGGAGUCAGAGCCGGAGUCAGAGAGAGAGCAAGAACCAGAACGUGGACCUGAACAAGAACCUGAACCACAACCAGAACCACAACCAGAAUCACAACCAAAACCGAAACCGGAAGCUGCGGAGGUGGCCGAGCCAGAGUUGGAAGAGGGAGAAAUUAUAGAAUAUAUUUUACCAUAGGAAUGAUUCGUAA